Molecule: messenger RNA, 5829 nt
Organism: Patella vulgata (common limpet)
Lineage: Eukaryota; Metazoa; Mollusca; Gastropoda; Patellidae
Product: ATP-binding cassette sub-family D member 2
Exons: 10
Coding region: 87-2318 (743 amino acids)
Biological process (GO): very long-chain fatty acid catabolic process; fatty acid beta-oxidation; long-chain fatty acid import into peroxisome
Cellular component (GO): peroxisomal membrane
Molecular function (GO): ABC-type transporter activity; ATP hydrolysis activity; ATP binding
Source: RefSeq, a predicted model, not a curated record
CAAGAUGGACUCGAAAGGUCUUGUUUGACAGGACGUUAUGAAACAUGUGAAAGAACCUAACAAAAAUUAAGCUUGUUUGGACAAAAAUGGGCAGUAUGUCGAAAAUGUUAGAUGCAGCAACGAAAACGAAAUUUUCCCGUGUCCACGUCGCUGCGGGUACAGCUGCAUUUUUACUAGCAGCGUAUGGGAUCAGAAAAUAUUAUCCAAAAAUUAUUGUAAACAAAAGGUCAUCAAAUUCGUCUCGACAUCGAACAGAUAAAAAUAAUUCUCCAUUGUACGAUGCAGGUGAAACGCCUCAAAAUGGAAAACUGUUCAGAUCUAGUCCAGGUGUGAAUAAAGAGUUCUAUAAUCAACUCAAAGAUUUGUUGAAAAUUAUUAUCCCUAGUCUCUGGUCAAAGGAAUUUGCAAUCUUAAUCCUGCAUACAGCCAGUUUAGUAACCAGAACCUUUCUUUCUAUUUAUGUUGCAAAAUUAGAUGGGAGAAUAGUUAUGACAAUUGUUCAGAGAAAUGUAACAAAAUUCUUACUACAGUUAUCUAAGUGGUUGCUGAUAGCCGUCCCUGCAACAUUUGUGAAUAGUUUAAUAAGAUAUUUAGAGUGUAAACUUGCUCUUGCCCUUCGUACUAGAUUAGUGAACCAUGCCUACAAUUUAUAUUUUAAAAACCAAACAUACUAUGCUGUUAGCAACCUUGAUAAUAGACUCUCUAAUGCAGAUCAAUGUUUAACAGAAGAUGUUAAUAGCUUUGCACAGUCAUUAGCACAUUUGUAUUCAUGUCUUACCAAACCACUUUUAGAUGUAGCACUCAUGUCAUUUGCUCUGUAUAGUUUGGCAAACAGUCGUGGAGCUAGUUCUAAGAUACCUAUUGGAAUAGCUGCUAUUGCUAUACUUGUAACAACAAAGAUUCUCCGUGCAGUAUCUCCAAAGUUUGGAAAAUUAGUAGCAGAGGAAGCAAAGAGGAAAGGCUAUCUACGUUUUGUGCAUUCCAGAAUUAUUGCAAAUGCUGAAGAAAUUGCAUUUUAUGGGGGCCAUCAGGUUGAGCUGACACAUUUGCAAAAGAGCUACAAAUCUCUAAUUGAUCAAAUGGAUAUAAUAUUCUCUAAACGACUGUGGUAUGUGAUGUUAGAACAGUUUUUAAUGAAGUACUUGUGGAGUGCAAGUGGAUUAGUAAUGGUGGCUGUACCUGUGAUAACUGCUACAGGUCGACGUACAGACGGAACUUUAGUAGAUGAGGAUGAGGAUGGUGGAGUGAGUGAAAGAACUAGAGCUUUUACAACAGCUAGGAAUCUUCUCAUUAAUUCAGCUGAUGCUAUAGAAAGAAUGAUUUCAUCUUAUAAAGAGAUAACAGAGUUAGCCGGAUAUACCUCAAGAGUUUCAGAAAUGUUUAAAGUGUUUGAAGAUAUUAACAAUGGGCAUUAUUCACGUCAGCUGGUAACUAAACCUAAGUCUAAAAACCUUGAUCAUGUAGAUGGACAACUUGAAAAAAGAGGUGAAGUAGUUGAUAAAGAUUCUACUAUUUAUAUAGAAGAUCUUCCUAUUAUUACACCUAAUGGUGAUGUUAUAGUGUCUAGUCUUUCCUUAAAGAUGGAACCAGGUAUGCAUUUAUUAAUAACAGGUCCUAAUGGCUGUGGUAAAUCAUCCUUAUUUCGUAUACUAAGUGGAUUAUGGCCAGUUUAUGCUGGUAAACUCUAUAAACCACCACUUUCAUCUCUCUUCUAUAUUCCACAACGUCCGUACAUGUCAAUAGGUACAUUAAGAGAUCAAGUUAUUUAUCCUGAUACACCUGAUGAUAUGAUGAAGAAAGGAUUUGUAGAUUCAGAUUUAGGAAACAUACUAGAUAUAGUCCAUUUAAAACAUAUUGUCAGUAGAGAAGGCGGAUGGGAUGUUGAAAGUGAUUGGAAAGAUGUAUUAUCUGGAGGGGAGAAACAACGAAUGGGAAUGGCUAGAAUAUUUUAUCACAGACCACAGUUUGCAUUACUAGAUGAAUGUACUAGUGCUGUUUCUAUAGAUGUUGAAAGUAAAAUAUAUCAAACAGCUAAAGAUUCAGGAAUUACUUUACUAACAAUCACACACAGACCUUCUUUAUGGAAGUUUCACACUCAUUUACUACAGUUUGAUGGGGAGGGUGGAUGGAGAAUGGAACAACUUGAUUCCAGCACCCGCUUAUCUUUAAAUGAAGAGAAGCAACAGUUAGAAACACAGCUUACAGGAGUUCCUAAAAUGCAUAAAAGACUUCAAGAAUUAUGCUCUAUUUUAGGAGAGGAUUCGAUUUUAUUGAACAGAAAGGGAAGUUUUGUUAAUUUAGAACUUCAAGAUCAGUAAAUUCUAGUUUUAAAGCUCUAUUAUUUUAAAAGGCUAUGUCACCAUUCUUUUUUUAUAUUGCACAUUGAAUGUAUCUUUUAGCAUCAAUGAUCCAUGACAUUCCAUAACUUUUAACAUAAGCUAGAUCAGUAUAUUGUUUCAUUUUCAUGCCCUUAAAGAUGUAAUUGCUAAAUCAUCAUAUUGAAGGUUUUUCAAAUGUUAUUUAAGUUAUUAUUUAGAAAUUUAUUCAUAUAAGAAACUCUCUACACCAUUGGGUGACUUGGAUAUUAAUUGGAUUAGAGUCAAUCGGUUAAUGAAAAAAUGGGAAAUCAAGACUUUGUUUAUUAUCGUAGCAACAACAAUCCAUGACUAUGCUAUUCUUGUCAAAACUUCAGACAUUCAUAACUUUGCUCAGAAUAAUGUAAUUUGACUGAUAUUUUCCAUAAAUUUAUUUUUCACUAUCAGUUAUAGCGAGAACGACCUGCUCUUUAUAUAACUUUUACAUAUUGCAUCUUUAAGUAACUAUUGUUUAUACUCUUUUACUGGUGUUUACCAGUAAAAAUAGAUCUCCAGAAUAUAUUGAUGACCUGACAUGGUUGCUGAGUUUAAGUGGAGCAAGGGCGUAGUUCAUCAAAGGUCUUUUUUAGAUUUUUAAUUCAUAUUUGGAAGUUAAUUACACAUACAGACUCCAUGUAUUUAUAUUGUAUUCUUGUGGUUAAAAUAUGCUGAAUACUUUUUUGAAGGAGUAAUUUUAGGGAAUAAUGACAGCUAUGAUCAGUAUAUAAAUUAUAAUUAUUGUGUGUGAUAAAGGGACAUGGGAUAUAAUGAAAUAAAUGAAAUGCAGGUGAAUUUAAAUAAAUAGUUGAAAGGACACCCCAAAUGUUUCUAGGACAAGUGGAUUCUGUGUCUGUGAAUAUGAUAUAACAUUUUCAGAAAUGAACAAAUAUACAUGUAGAACAUUUUGGAGUCAGUGGAUUUGUUUGUGGGUGUGUGUUUGAAAUUAAAAUUAUCAUUGAAAUACUCUAUUGGAUUUGUUUAAAUGGAUAUGUUGUAUUUUUUUUUUAUAUUUUAUUAAAUGCAUUGUAUAAUGUCUGGAUUGCUCAAUGAUAUUUAUUUGUGAAAAUCAUGGUAAUUAAUUGAAUUCACAGGAAAAUUUGAAAUCAAGGAAUAUAGACUUUUUUAAAAUGCAUCUCCGCCACACUUGUUUUGAAAGUUUCUGGAUAAUAAUGGGCUUCUGUAAUAGAAUUUCAUUGUCCAAUCAUGACAAUCAUUUACUACUAUAGCUUCAGAAAGUAUAUGGACAUAGUUAUCCAGUCACUGAACAUGAAAUUUGGGGCCUUAUUUCUAAGUACACAUGGAAACUCAAAGUUUGUACUGCUUCAUAAAAUUAUCGCAGGGAUGCAGAUAACGGCAUGGGACAAGGGUAAAUGUUUCUGAGAGUCUUUCACACAAAAUUAAACAGUUUUAUUUGCUAAAAUGUAUCUGGAUCUGUUCCUUUAACAAGAAUAAUUGAUUUGUUUUUCAUUUGUCUCUUAUUUAUAUGACUUAAUCUUUUUUAUUUUAAUAUUUUUGUUUACCAGUAGCUUUUAAGUUAAAAAUAUUAAAUAAAACAACAAAAAAUUGUAUCCUUAAAAUAUUUAUUCUUUUUAAAUUAUAUUUUUUACGGCCACAGUUUCAUGUGGACGUAUAUUGUCGUCGCCCCUGUCCAUCCACAAUUUGUUUAUGAACACUUUACAGGUCACAGUUCUUAUCCAAUGUAACACUGUUAGACCUUAAUGAUGAUUGAGUUCGAAUUUCGUGAAAAUCGGAUAGAAACUGCCAGACAAAAUUACUGCUCUAUGUUCGCAAAUAGUAUGUAAUAUCAAGGUUAGGGACCCUUGAUGAAACUUAAAACAUGUGUUUAUGUCUCAAAGAUCUCGUUUCCUUUUGAUAUUCCCACAUAUCGGACAACAACUUCUGGAUUAUGGCCCUUGAUUGUACGAAAAAAAUCGCGAUUUUAGCUUGUGGACCCUCUAUAGGUCAAAGUUUUUAUCCAAUUUUAAAAAUUGUUUAAAUAUAUCACAGUUACGCCCCGAUGUUGAUUGAGUACGAAUUCGUAAAAAUCAGACCGAAACUGCCCAACAUAAUGGCCACGCAAAUAGUGUUAAAGUAUGUAAUACCAAGGUUGUGGACGCACAAUUUUUGUCCAAAUUUUAUGAAACUUAAAAUAUAUGUCUAUAUCCCAAAGAUCUUGUUUUUUUUUUAUAUUCAUGCAUAUCGGAUCGUAACAUCCUGAAUUAUGGCCCCUGAUUGUACAAAAAAUUCAGUUUUUAGCUUGUGGACCCUCUAGAGGUUACAAUUUCUAUCCGAUUUUAAAAAAAACCAUUUAAAUAUAUCAGUGUUUCAACCUAGUGACGGUUGAGUUCGUAUUUCAUGAAAAUCAGGUCGAAACUGCUCCUUGUACGCAAAUAGUGUAAAAGUGUGUAAUAUCAUGGUUGUCAGAUGUCUUAAUUUUUAUCUGUUUUUGUUGAAACUUAAAAUAUAUGUUUAUAUUCCAGAGAUUCCAAUUCCUUUUGAUAUUCGCGCAUAUCAGACUAUAAAAUCCUGGAUUAUGUCCCCUGAUUGUACGAAAAAUUGUUCUUAUUUUAGUUUGUUUGCUUUCCAUCUCAUGCAAAAUGUGGGCAUAUCUUGCAUGGCAACCGCUUGUUUGGUAUUGUGAUUAAAAUUAUUAUUGUUUUUAAUUUUAAUAUAUAUUAUGUGAAAUUAAACUACCAAUGUUAAAAAAAUGACUCAAAUAGGCAUAAAAGCAGAAGGAUGUCUUUGGUUUAAUUGGACAUAUAUAUACAUGUAAUGUCAACUCUAUUAUUUUGUUCUCAAAAAAUUGUACUGACUUUAAUGUCUGUCUUUUCUUAAAGUUACAAUUUCAUAUUUUCUAAGAAAGUCAAAACAUAAUUAUUUCUAUGCCUUUUGCUCAAUUGGUUGUCAACUCACUAUUAUACGAUCAUAGGUUAUAUUUCUCACACUUAAAAAUCUUCACACCGGAAAUAAUAACACAAUUACCUCCCAAUUACCUCCCUUGUUUUCCUAUUCCCCACCAUGGAAUAUUUAUCUUCAAACGUUUGAAUUCGAAGUUGAAAAUGAUAUUUUUGCCAAUUUCUCAACUGGCAAUAGUGAAUUAUAGGAUUAAUAGGAUUAUUCUUUAACAAGGUAUGACUGUUUAUAGUUACGAUCUAUUUUAGGGCUUUAUUUUAAAAAUAUAACUUAAAAAUAUGAAAUUGUAACUUUAACAUAGUUGAAUAAUGAUGAAUUACCAUGUUAGUUCUGAAAUGACCUAUUAGAGUUAAGUGAACAUGUUCUCUAUUUUCUGUAUGAUUUAAAAUACCAAUAACUUCAGUUACAUCAAGCAAAAUGUGUAUGAAAAAGUUAUACUCAUAUAAAUCAGGUCCAACUUGUGACAUUUCUGCACUGUAUUUCAAUGGUGUCAUGUGUGGUGUGUGUUAGGGAAGUUUUACUUAUAUUACUGUUGUGUUGUAAUAAAAAAUGAUAAGCCAAA